Molecule: messenger RNA, 1279 nt
Organism: Magallana angulata
Lineage: Eukaryota; Metazoa; Mollusca; Bivalvia; Ostreida; Ostreidae
Exons: 3
Coding region: 584-1138 (184 amino acids)
Molecular function (GO): heme binding; oxygen binding
Source: RefSeq, a predicted model, not a curated record
AUUCCGCCAUUGUGGGCCGUAAUCUUUCGCGUCAUCGCUACUUCAAUACAUAGUACCAUACAUCAUUUUUAUGUAUUGGACAUUUGUGCAGAAUCAAAUAUUGUAAAUUUCGAAACAAAAAAUCCAUGUUGUUGAGACGAAGGAGUAGCGGCGACCCUGUGAUCAAAUUAAGCUUCCGCCGCUGACGUGUGUUAUGUCUACCCUGGACUAUUGUCCGUGUGUAUAUAAAUAACGACCUUGAGCCAGUCUUUGUUACUUUCUAUUACAUUCAUUGUGACUGUGAUAUUAAUUUAGACCAGUGUAGUUGUUGCAUAUGCGAGUUAUUGGAAUAUUUUCUCUUAUCACCCGCACAAUAAAAACGGCUCGCCCAAUACACAGUAAAGGCACUCGUGUCGACUCCUCAUUCUAUCAGAAGAGCGCUGCACGGUGAGCCGUAUUCUGAGUGUGAGCACUGACCAGUUCCUGGCAUUGUUUCUACUAAUGAGUUCCUGUGGAAUGGUGUGAUCAAACGGAGAUGCAAUGUGAUAGCCAAUAACUCUUUUUUUAUGAAUAAUUAAAGGUAUCAUGUACAAAGAGAAACAUAAUGGGUUGUUUGUUCUCUCGAGAGAAAACUACUGAUUCCAGGGAAGUCGUUAGAGUGGACAGUGAGCGACGACCCUACUGCAACGGGAUGACCUCCACGGAAUUCACAGAGGAGCAAAAGCAACUGGUCAAAACAACGUGGAACAUAGUCCGAGAGGACAUCUCAAAAGUGGGAGUCAUAACGUUUCUCAGGUUGUUUGAGAAGUUCCCGGAUGUCCAGGACUUGUUUGUACCAUUCCGGGGUCUGAACUCGGAGGAACUACGUCAGAACGUGGGGCUCCGUGAGCACGGCAUGAGGGUGAUGGGGACCAUCGAGAAGUGUAUCACGAGGAUAGACCAGCCCGACAAAUUGACAUCCAUGCUGGAGAGCCUCGGGGAGAAACACGUCGUGUUCGACACAAAGAUCGAGUAUUUUGAUUUAUUGUCACCUCAGUUGAUACAAGCCAUUAAGCCGGCCAUUGGUGAUCAGUGGACUCCCAGCGUGGAGCAAGCUUGGAAUAACUUUUUAUUGUACAUAACGGGAAUCAUGAAGGGCGCUAUGUUACAAGGGACGUGAUUGGUUGCUCUGUCAUGCAAAUUGUUCAUUUUUUCGGUUUUUAUUUUUUACAUAAUUUGAGUAGUACGAAUCGCAUUUGUAGAUAUUGUGUGAGAGGGACUAUAUAUGUAGAAGAAUCUUCUGCAAUUAAUAAAUAAAAAU